Molecule: messenger RNA, 3021 nt
Organism: Entrophospora sp. SA101
Lineage: Eukaryota; Fungi; Glomeromycota; Glomeromycetes; Entrophosporales; Entrophosporaceae
Source: the annotation of a GenBank genome assembly
AUGAAUCUGGAAAGUUUGGAAGAUAUUAGGAAGGAAGCCCGUGAACUUUAUAACGGGGGAAAUUUAUCUGAGCUUGAAGAAAUUUUUGAAAAAAAUGAAGGGUUUGCAGAAAAAUUAGAAUCUCUAUCCUUAAAAUUUCAUAGUAGAUUUGUUGAGCAUGAAAAAUCUCAUGAAGGUCCUCAAAAAGAGUUGAUAGAAAAUAAUCUCGGAAAUGUCAUGUUUGAGGCAGACGUUGAAGAAAUUACCAGUUUCAAAAAACUUUGUGACAUUAUGGCGGCUUCUUAUAGAGAAAAAAAAACUGUAAAAGCUGUCGGUGGAUUUAAUUCUUUCAGUCGAGUUCAUGACACUAAUGGUUUUCUGUUGUUGACAGAAAAGUUUUCUGGAAUUGUCAAAACAAACACUAAACUAUUGAAAUCUAAUGUUAAUCAACAAGCAAUUAAAGAUGAUAUUGUUUAUUACGAUAUGAAAUGUGGAACAACUAUACAUGAAAUAAUUAAGGUUUUAAAAAAAGAUGAUAGAGCUUUGCCUAAUUUGGGUGGUUAUGAUGGCCAAACUAUUGUUGGUCUUAAUGCUACUUCAACUCAUGGAAGUGGGAUCCAAAUUCCACCACUGGCAACUUCAAUAAAGACGGUUGAUUUAAUUGUACCUGGUCAAUUAUAUCGUAUUGAACCAGCGGAUGGAAUUACCGAUCCUAUCUCAUUUAAAGCCAAAUAUCCAUCUGUCACAUUAAUUCAGGAUGAUGAUACUUUCAAUUGCAGCGUUGUAAACUUGGGUGCAUUUGGUGUAGUAUUCUAUGUCACUGUAUCUACAGUAAAACUUUAUAGUAUUAUUGACGAACGUGAAGAAACUACUUGGAAUGAGGCAAAAUCCAUACUUAAACAACAACCUUAUGAAACAAAUCCAUACCUAAAAUACAGAAAUUGUGAAGUAUGGAUUAGCCCAUAUACACCAUAUACACUUAUUGUCAAAAGAAAUAUUGCAACCGAAGAAGAUAAACAAACCUAUCCAAAGCCUGAAAUAAAAAAAUGGUUCCAAGAAUUUAUAGAAUCACCUUUAAUAUCAAAAAUUACCGGCAGAACUGCUAAAUCAGCUGCAAUCUCGAUUGAAUUGGCUUUUCCCAUGAAAGAUGAUAACCAUUUAAAUGCCGUUGAUGCACUUUUAGAAACAUUAAAAGAAAUGUAUGAUAAAGAUCAAUUAUAUAUUAAUGGACCUUUGUCACUUAGAUUUUCUUCUUCUCUGCCACAAUUUUUAUCUAUGGCAAAUAAUGACGAAGGAAUUCCAACUUGUUAUGUUGAAAUGGCUAUUUUAUAUUAUAGGCCUUCUCAAUUUCAUUCUCAAAUUUUUGAUUCAUUAAUGGCAACUGCAUUAAAAUUUAGCGGUAGAUGUCACUGGGGCCAAUAUUUGCCACCAGAUCUUGAUUUAAAUUAUCUGGCAAGUUCAUAUAAAAAAGAAAAUGUUGAUAAAUUCAUUAAACAAAUCGAAAGGUUUGAUCCACAAGGAUUAAUGAGAAAUGAUUUAUUACAUCAACUUGGUUUGAAGUCCACAAAAGAAAUUCCUAUUCAAAAUAAACCCGGGGAUAUUCGUAAAGAGUCUAAAAACAUACGCAACAGGUUAAGAUCAAUUUCAGAAGAUUCAGAGUUCGUAGAUGAAAUUAGUGAUUUGAUACCCUAUUUACCUGUUAUAGCAAAUGAAAGAUGUGGUACUUGGUAUGUUAAUCCAAAACGCUUAUUCCACCAAUCAGUUUAUUUUAAAUCAACCGAUGGUCAUAAUGGUAAAUGGAAUUUUAAUUUACGUAGAUUAAAUGCUCAUUUAUUAGAUGUAAUUAUAAAUUAUGGUGGAUGUAUAAUAGUAGAUUCUACACGUAAUGGCAAAAGAAUGCCUGAUUCUUUAUCAAAGACUAUACCAAUAUGGUGCUCCACUAUAAAUUAUUCCAUAAACAAAUUUCGUGAAAAUUUAUUAUCAUCAACAACAAUCUCUUCAAAUAUUAAUAAAGAUAAGGACGUUGAUAAUUCUGUUGAAUUUAUUCAAAAUCGCUUAAAAUCUUUGAAAUUGAAACAAAAAUCUAACGAUAAUGAUGUAAUAAAUGUGCAUACGGAAAUGGAAAGUAUGGAUUUAGAUGACGACAACUAUAAUGACAGUCAUGAUAUUUCUUCGUUAUCAGAAUCAUUGAAAAAACCAUUAAGACCGAUCUGGUUUACGCCUUCAUCAAAUCUCUACUUACACGAGUUGCCUGAUUAUCGUAACAUGCCAUUUUAUCCUGUGAUAUGUUUAAGUGCAUCGAAAAUUGUUAAUAAUGGGUUGGAUUUUAGAAGUAAUGGUGACAGUGGCAAUGAUGGGUUUGCAUACAUUCAAGGCUCGGCCGAUGAUCAUGAAAUGUGGUCAAUGGGGUUAACACCAUCUUUAUUUUGGCAAUAUAAAACUGAAAUAUUGAAUAAACAAAGUUCACAAGAUUGUGAACUAUUUAUUAAGCAAUUAGUUCAUCAAUCAAAAAUUAAUAAAAAAUCACCAUUAUCGUCAUCGCCAUUAUUAUUGGCUGCUUCUUCAUCUUCUUUAUUAAGAAAGGAUGAAUUUAAUUUCAUUGGUAAUACAAAUAUAGCUAUUGGAAAUCGUAAAAGUGAACCAAUUAAUUUCAAUUUUCACACUACAUCAUUCAAUUAUUUGCAAUUAUUUAUACCAGAAGGUAAAAAAGGUCAACACCAACUAUACCAACAAAUACCUAAUGCUCUCAAAUUUCUUAAAGAUCCAAUUAUAAAAAAUAAUAGUUUGGACAAAGAACAUUCUAAAAAAAUACUGAUAUACUGUGAACAAGGAAUUGAUAGAAGUGUUGGAAUUUGUUUAAGUGUGUUGAUCGAGUAUUUUGAUGAUCAAGGAGAUGUAAUAAUCAAUGGAAUUUAUCAUAAAUGUGUCACAAAGGAAUUAAUACAAAGAAAAUUAUUAUACAUUAUGAAAUAUAGAUUUCAGGCAAAUCCAACUAGAUCAACUUUAAAAAAAAUUAAUCUAUAUUUUAUUUCAAAAGAAUAA